Molecule: messenger RNA, 1686 nt
Organism: Procambarus clarkii (red swamp crayfish)
Lineage: Eukaryota; Metazoa; Arthropoda; Malacostraca; Decapoda; Cambaridae
Source: RefSeq, a predicted model, not a curated record
AACUCUUGUCAGGUGUCGACGGCAGACGUGGUAUUGAUACACUUACGGAGUGUGGCAAGUAGAGAGAAGGUGCUGGUGGACCUAGGUCCACGCGACCCUUCUCAGCCCUGGGUUAUGUUUGAGCCAGAAACACAUUUACAGUCUAACGUCCUCUUCCAUACGAAUUAUAAGUUGCUAGACGGGUUCUUCAACCGCACGAUGCACCACCGGAGAGAUUCAGACAUCCUAGUGCUCCACGGGUUUAUUGUGGGGCGUGGCCGGGACGCAUCCUUCCUGCCUCCAUCAUGGCGUCAAGAUCCGGUACUGUUUCCUAACAAAACCAGGAGGAAACUGGCCGUGGCGUUCGUUUCCAACUGUAAGGACAACAGUGGAAGGUUACAAUAUAUCCGAACUUUGAAGAAAUACGCCCGGGUCGAUGUGUAUGGCAGAUGCGGCGGCCAUAAGUGUGGAAGUUCUCGAUAUGCUGAGCACGCAUACAAACCUGCAACGGAUCCCUGCAUGAGGAUGGCUGGCGAUAGUUACCUGUUUUAUUUGGCGUUUGAAAACGCCUUAUGUACGCACUAUGUAACGGAGAAGCUGUACAACCUUCUUUACUAUCCACUAAUUCCGGUGGUGCUUGGGGCGGCCAACUACAGCGCCCUGAUGCCUCCUGGCUCCUAUAUCAACGCCCUGCACUACACACCCCAACAACUGGCUUACAAAAUGAAGUACCUCGCCGAUCACCCUCAGGAGUACAUGAAGAUGUUGGAGUGGAGGCGGCACUACCAACCUUCCACUGUUGGUGGAAGUAGUGUUCUGUGUGACCUCUGUGUACGACUCCACGACCCACAUUUCUACCACCACAAUACUAUCCAUGACUUCUACGGGUGGUACGUGACUCAGGCCAACUGUAACGCAACUGGUACAGUGCGUCACCAGUUUUAAGUGACUGUGAAUACCGGAAUCCACACCAGCUCACGCCUUGUUACACAGGAUGUUCGAUGGUGCUGUUUACGACCCUCUUUGUAUCCACUGGCGGCCCUUCUGUAAGACCCUCAGUGUACCCACUGGCACUCCACUGGCUGCCCUUGUAUAAGACCCUCAGUGUACCCACUGGCUGGCCUUGUAGAAGACCCACAGUGUACUCACUGGCUGGCCCUGUAUAAGACCCACAGUGUACCCAAUGGCACUCCACUGACUGCCCUUGUAUAGGACCCACACUGAACAAACUUGCACUUCACUGGCUGGCCUUGUAUAAGACCAACAAUAUACCCACUGGCACUCCAUUGGUCUCGACUUUUUGAUGUGUAGGUCAUCAUCAGUGAGGACCAACACAUCAAAAAGUCAAGACCAGCACUCAACAGCAAGUUAACACAUAAUUACAUUCUACCCACUUCAAGACCCCGUACCUACCCAGAGACAGUAGAUGCAAGAACAUACGGAUUUAAUGUCCUAUUAAUACCCAUUAUGCCAUUCAUCCACUUGUUCAUCUCAAUCACGUCUUGUUCCACCUCACCCCAAGUGAAUAUAAGCUUUGGCAGAGCAUGAAAUUUUGUGAAUGAUAAAAACAUUAAUUUUUUAAGAAACAACGCCAUCUGUUGAACGUAAAAGCAACACAUGCUAUACUAAAUAUGUUACGAUUUUGUUUCAAAGUUUCCGACUGCAUUGACAAAUUAAAUUUGUAUAAAUUUCGAUUUAUUUGCAUUU